Molecule: messenger RNA, 1170 nt
Organism: Neoarthrinium moseri
Lineage: Eukaryota; Fungi; Ascomycota; Sordariomycetes; Amphisphaeriales; Apiosporaceae
Exons: 1
Coding region: 1-1170 (389 amino acids)
Cellular component (GO): cytosol
Molecular function (GO): NAD binding; glyoxylate reductase (NADPH) activity; hydroxypyruvate reductase [NAD(P)H] activity
Source: RefSeq, a predicted model, not a curated record
AUGGCCGAACCAGUCAAUACCCCAAUGCCACCGGGGACUCCAAUCUCGGCGACCCCACGCGCCGGGUCCCCCGCACCACCCCCCCCUCUGCCCUCCGUCUCGCCCCCAGUCGUCCCCUCCUCCACGGGCCCGAAGCCCAUCGUGCUACACAUAGGAGACCCGGUCAAGUACAACCCGGAGACAUAUGCCACCUUCUCGGCCGCCUUUAACGUGGUCCGGCCCAGCACGGCCGAGCGCCAGCGGCCCGCGUUCAUGGCGGCGCUGCGCGAGGGGCGCUGGGGACCCAUCGCGGCCAUCUUCCGGCCAUUCUGGGGCACGGGCGGCGAGAUGGGCCGGUGGGACGCGGAACUGAUCUCGCUGCUGCCGCCGAGCGUGCGCGUGUUCGCCAGCGCCGGUGCCGGCUUCGAUUGGGCCGACACGCGGGUCCUGGCCGAGCGCGGCAUCGUCUACUGCAACGGCGGAUUGGCGGCCGCUGAGGCCGUCGCCGACUUCGCUGUCGCCAUGGUCAUCUCCACCUUCCGUGCCCUGCCGUACUGCGUGUCGGCGGGCGCGGCACGCGACCCGGCCCGCUUCCGGGAGUGCCACGAGCGUGCCACCGCUCGCAGUCGCAACCUUCGCGGGCACACCCUGGGGCUCAUCGGCCUCGGCAACAUCGGCCAGCAGAUUGCGCGUAGGUGCGCGCUCGGAUUCGGUAUGGAGAUAUUGUAUUACGAUGUCGAGCGCAAGAGCGCGGCCGUGGAGGCACAGCUCGCGACGCGGUUCGCGCCAAGCCUGGAGGAGCUGUGCAGGAGGAGCGACUGCGUGGUGUUGUGCACGCCGGCCGGAGGCGGGACGCUGAUCAACGCCGAGAGCCUGAAGUGGUUCCGUCUAGGUUCGCGGUUCGUAAACAUCGCGCGCGGGUCGCUGGUCGACGAGGAUGCCCUGGCCGAUGCGCUCGAGUCCGGCAGGCUCAGCUCCGCGGCCCUGGAUGUACAUGCAGACGAGCCAAACGUCAGUGAAAGACUGGCGGCGCUGGCAGGUGACCGGGUCAUGUUGACAUGUCAUAAUGCUGGCGGCACGGUCGAGACGCAUGUCGGCUUUGAGGAGCUGGCGAUGCGUAAUAUCAUUGCUGCACUAGGUGGCAAGGAACCCAUCACGCCAGUCAAUUUGCAGUGGCUGAAGAGAGCCUGA